AUGGUGCACAGGGUCCAGAUCGCGGGAAGACUCCGCACUUGGCCUUGGCCUCUGGUGUUUGCCCAACCCGAGCACAAAUUGCUUCCUGGCGCGCAAGCGUUGGAAAGCGGGCGCCGAUCGGUUGGCGCUCUCGUCAAGAUGUUGCUUCGCCGACUAGUCUCGUCUCGAGCUCGUCUAGUUAACGGGAGGCGGUCAGCGACACCAAGACUCAAAACCAGCAAUGGUCUGACGGCGGUGAAAAUGGCACCGCACCCUCCAAAAAGCCAACCGCCCGACCAUCUACAGGCCAGGCUGACCAGAGGAUUGGACUGGCUGCAGUCUUGCUGCUCCAGAAUAAUAAACCCCAUAGCAGGAGCGCGAGCGCGAGCGCCUAGCUGGCCGUUCAGCUACCAGAGGCGUCCUGAUGACUGGCCCACCAAAGCAGCCCUAGGCUUAGCACAGCCAAACGGGCGGAAAUAUCACCGACUGCUGUUUUUUGACGGGUAUUACUGCGUGACUGGCUCAUCGCACCUCCCUCCAAUUAGAAACCAGACAGCAAACGGAGCGCUCCAGUAUUAUCGCCAAGGUGCACCACUCGGUAGCCUCGCUGGCCUCACACGCACCCCGCCAACUCAACGUCGCCCUUUGAUUUCCAAAGCACCUCUGGACGACCCUCCAUCUUCCAGGCAAGAAGUCUGGUCUCUGGUAUCACAUAAAUCAUCUACCAGCACUGGUAGCCUGCGUGUUCCGUGUGUCGCCCAUCCACGCCCGCACUGGGAAGCCGCCCAAAGUCGCCUAUCGAGUGAGCGAUCGCGCUCGCGCCCGCUGCCGCUCCUAGCGGCCGUGCUCGAUAUGCGUAUCGCCUGUCUCCAGUUUGCACCGCAGCUCGCCGAGGUUGACCACAACAUCGAGCGGGCGGAUGCCAUUCUGGACCGGGCCGACCCGCAAGACAUUGAUCUCCUGGUUCUACCCGAGCUGGCCUUCUCCGGCUACAAUUUUAAAUCCCUCGGCCAUAUCUCGCCACACUUGGAGCUGGGAGAUGCUGGCAUCACCGCAGCAUGGUCGCGGCAGGCUGCUCUCCGGUACGACUGUGUCGUCGUCGCCGGCUACCCGGAGAAGAUUGAUCCCGUGAAGAGUUGGCCCGCCGAUCCGGAAUACUACAACUCGGCCAUCAUCAUGGACGGCGACGGCGAUGUUGUAGGAAAUUACAGAAAAUCCCACCUGUACUACACGGAUGAAACCUGGGCGCUUGAAGGGCCCAGUGGAUUCUGGACUGGCCAUGUUCAGCCGUUGGGACACAUGGUCGUCGGUAUCUGCAUGGACAUCAAUCCCUACAAGUUUGAAGCUCCAUGGGAGUCCUAUGAGUUCUCCAGCUAUGUACUCAAGUCCGGCGCGCGCCUCGUGGUGCUCAGCAUGGCCUGGUGUACCCAUGUUGACCAGGAGGAAUUCUCCCGGAAACCGGCUGACCCAGAUAUGGAUACCUUGUUGUACUGGAUCACGCGUCUGCAACCCAUCAUCUCUAUCGAAUCCAAUCAAGAGACUAUCAUCGUCUUUGGAAACAGAUGCGGUGCGGAGGGGGAUGCUACCUAUGUCGGCACAACUACUGUGAUUGGUAUCAAGUCUGGUGAAAUUUCCCUCUAUGGUAUGCUCGGGCGUGAUGAAGAGUCUCUACUUGUGGUUGACACAGACGCUCUGCCGUAUGCAAAACUCAAGCUGCAGGGCCACGAGCCUGUUUCGGCGCAAGAUCACGGCCACCACGCCGUAGCACCGCAGGCACACCACCAAACGAGCUUUUCAGAUAAACCGAGAAAUGAGAAUGGCCUGGGGAAGCACGCUGCGCACGGCAUGGAGAUGAAUCAGAUACCCCCAACAGAUGUCCAAGAGCACACCCUGAACACAAUCAUGGUGACUAGAGGGCCAGAAAGAGACCCGCAACACAAUGACGAUUGGCGGGAACCAUCACGCCGGCCCCGUGAGCAUCCCACAAGCGGUCCCUUUAGAGUUGAUGGUAGCAGCGUUGGAAUCACGCCCUCGAGCAGCCACGUUAGCUACACCCAGUUCACACAGUCACACGUUGCUGCCCCAGUCGCCCAGAAACGCGGAGUGGACGACAUGCGCCCGACGAUGAGUGAAGGCGACUACAAUACCAAUCGGCUAGAUGAGUUUUCCGACAGCGACGAGUCCCUCCUCUCAUUGUCACAUGAGGAGACCGACGAGGAGGCCUGGCCCCGCACCCAAGAGGAUUCACAAAGGUAUGACAAUACGCCGCGGCGUAACGCAACCAGCAGCAAGCGAGCGUACAAGAACCGGGAUGCUGCCAGUAAUUCAACGCCACAUCAGCGACAAGCUCGUCUGCCCAAUCCACAGCCAGAGCAGGAUGCUGCUUCAGAGUCAUCUCUUGUGCAAAGGAUCUCAGCUUUUAUUCUCGAAGAUAAGAUUUUGCCGACUUCAAAGAAGAACGAUAUUAAGGAGCAAGACAUAUACAAGUAUGUACAUGGCAAAAAUCUGACAUCUGAGCACCACAUUCGAUAUCAUACACACCUGCUCAGGGAGAGACGGCUCAGACAAGGCCUUCCUGCGGAUACCGAGGAUGAGGCGGAAGAUGAAGAGGAAUGCCAAGAGUCCAAAAAGGGAGAGGUCAUUCGUGAAGCGCAGAUGGGCCACGGCGAUCCCCGCCUUGACCUGAAAUAUGCGCCUGACGUCGGGUCGGACAAGAUGGAGCUGCCCAUCCUGGUGCCGGCUUCUCACAAUCGGGUACGCUCAGGUGCUGACUUCCAGCCAAAUUAUACCUUUGGGAGUGUAGCCCAGACCAAGGAGGCUUUUUGGACGGAGCAUUUACCGGAACCUACACCGAUUGCAGACACUCCGAUGAGCCACAUGACGCAGUUCUCUCAAACGCGCCCCAGGCGGCGUCACGAAAGACAAGCACCUGCAUUUGCCACGGCAGCUUAUGCAAGACGACAGUCGGGAAAACGCACAGAAGACGCCGGUACUGGAACUAAGACGGCGGACAACGGCGUAGACCCAAUAAGAAUUACGAGCAUUCCAGAGCUUUCCAGCAUCGCGGGCACUGAACAUGCCGCAUAUAAUGAGAGGCUCCCGGCGCUGAGCAGGUCCAAGGCCAAGGAAAACGCGGUUCCUCUGCAAGACCCCUCUCGGAGACCAAAAGCGGCGGCUAGACAGGUACCGCCGCUGAGGCUCGUCCCCAGGGAGGCGGCAAAGGAGAAGGAAAGAGAGAGAGAGAUCCGAUCACGACGUACACCGAGACAGGCACCGACUGCCCGGGAGGCGGAGAGGUCUCGGCAGCGUGAGAAGGGUCGCAAAACUCCCGUACCAAUGGUCCUUGUCUAUGAGGAAGAAGGCGAUAGUAUGACACUCCCUCGGAGGCGUUAUUGA
Molecule: messenger RNA, 3375 nt
Organism: Cordyceps militaris CM01
Lineage: Eukaryota; Fungi; Ascomycota; Sordariomycetes; Hypocreales; Cordycipitaceae
Product: amidase
Exons: 4
Coding region: 1-3375 (1124 amino acids)
Biological process (GO): protein catabolic process
Molecular function (GO): protein-N-terminal asparagine amidohydrolase activity; protein-N-terminal glutamine amidohydrolase activity
Source: RefSeq, a predicted model, not a curated record